Molecule: messenger RNA, 609 nt
Organism: Apiotrichum porosum
Lineage: Eukaryota; Fungi; Basidiomycota; Tremellomycetes; Trichosporonales; Trichosporonaceae
Exons: 2
Coding region: 1-609 (202 amino acids)
Source: RefSeq, a predicted model, not a curated record
AUGCCACUUAACAUCGUUUGGAAUCCCCCUCCACACGAGGUUACUGUGCCAUACCCAGAAGGGUCAAGCUUUGCCGACCAACAUGCGGCACUGGUCAAGGCAAUGACCGAAUAUGUGGCAAAGGUCAACUACGGCCCGCAAAAGUUCUUUGCCACCCAGUCCGAGGCUGCUCGAACGGCGGAGGACUUUGCGUUCCACAGCUUGAAGCCCCUCAGCGUGGUCCAGCUGCACUACCGCUGGUGGGCGCAGACGGAACCGCUGACCUUGGAUUACCUUCACCGGACGGGCAUCAGCAAGCCGGUAGACGACAAGCAGCCGGGCUUCCGCCUGUACGCAAAGCUCCUCCAAGGGCAAGCACUGGCCGACAUCUUGCCUGAGGUGCAGGCCUCGGACAAAGAGCACGUCUCGGCAUGGGGUUCCCUCAUGGAGACACGUAUGGGUACUCCAAUUCCCAAGGACGUUGCUCAGUUCCUCGUCGACGAUGGGUUUUUCAAUCGUCGCAACAGCCCGGUCCCGGACCUCGCCAAUCCGGUCACGCCAUCCUCAACCUGCCUGCUCCAAGAGGCGUCCAUCUUCCAAAUCGGCCGCAAUCUGUCGACCAUCAAUUGA